Molecule: messenger RNA, 2577 nt
Organism: Symbiodinium sp. CCMP2592
Lineage: Eukaryota; Dinophyceae; Suessiales; Symbiodiniaceae
Source: the annotation of a GenBank genome assembly
AUGCCAGACUUGAGGGGGAAGGUGGCUUUCGUCACCGGCGCCAGCUCUGGAAUCGGUCUCGAAACGGCCCGGCAGCUUGCCCUGGCGAACGCCUCCGUACUCGUGGGCUGCCGCGACGAGGGGAAGUGCCAGCACGCGUUCGCAGGUCUGCAGCAAGUUGAGAUCUUGAAGCUGGACUUGACAGACCUGCGGCAGGUGGAGCAAGUCGCUUCGCAGCUGGAGCGGCUGCCAGCAUUGCAUAUUCUGGUGAACAAUGCGGGCGUCGCGACCCAGUUCCCACACAAGCUGACGCAGAAUGGCAUCGAGACUACCUUCCAGGCCAACUAUCUUGGCCACUUCCUCCUCUCGACACGGUUGCUUCCACUGCUGCAGAGCUCGUCUCCCUCACGCUUGGUGCAUCUCACGUCCGGUGCUCACCGCGGUGCGCCGGUAGAAGGUGUGCCGCUGUCCUUGGAAGGCAUCAAUGACAAGGAUGCUAUGGGACCAUACGCAAGGUACGGCGCAGCUAAGUUGGCCAACCUCAUCUUCUCCCAGGAAAUUAACAGGCGUUUUGGACACUUGGGUGUGUACAGCAACGCCGUGCAUCCGGGCGUUGUCGCGACGGAGAUGCUCCGGCUUGCCAAUUUCGAGGCGCUUGGGGGCCACGGUUUGGGGUGUAGCCGGAGUUCUGAGGACCUUGAGGAGGCAGAAGAAGACUCGGCAGGUGCCGACCCGCGUCCUCACCCUCGCAUCACCAUCAUUGACAUGAAGCAGCGCUGGGUAGAGGUUACUUUUCACGUGUUUCUGGCUGCAUGCUGCUUGAUCCCAGUUGUCGGCUUGUUCUGUUCCCUUUUUCUCUUCUAUAAGUAUGGCCUGCGCAAACCCAGUGGUUCGCGACCAUAUCAGGGUGGGUUUCUCCACCAUUCUUGGGUUUGGAUUAGCCUCUUCGGAACUCCACUGGCAAAUCUGUGGACAUUCUCCGACUACCUUCGCGAAGGCGUGAGGCAUCGCAGCCUUGAUCUCGAAAGCAUACUCGGCCUUCUGCAAAGGACUCUAUUGAGAGAUGCCCUUUCACUGGGAGCUGGAAUCGCCAUGAUCAUCCUGGAAUGUCAGUAUGAAGCUGUGACAGAAGGCCUCAAAAGAUUCAAGCAGAAAGGCCAGCCAGACAGUUUUUCAGAUGAAGCCGGGGAUCUGCCGAAGGAUGGAGUCUCCAACAGGCUGGAUGGCCAAGAUGAAAGUAGGCAGUUGUAUGACGAGUUGCUCAAGCGCUUGCGCGAGAAGUUUCCGACUCUCUACGAAGGCCCAGAAGGGACUGACAGUAAGCUAGAGCUGUCAACGGCUACAGGCUGGACAGCCUUUGCCAUACAGAUCAUGUCCUCGCUCUUGACAUUUUUUCUCGUCUUGAUGUUGCAGAUCGAGGAAAGCGCAACGUUUUACUUGAAGCCCUGCGAAGGCUGCACCAUACCCAUCAAAGUCCUGGGACGUGAAGAGCCGCUUCCCACGUCUAGGAGUUUCUGCGUUGUCACAUUUUAUGUGGUGUGCGUGACGACAUACACCUGGUAUCGCUUCCUUGGAAAAGUUCUGAACAUGACAUACGUGGAGAUGAAGGAGAACCGUCUCCAGCUUCUUGUGUUCACAGCCCUCACCAGAGCAGACGCCUUCAACAUGCUGUGGAGCUCUGGAAAUCUGGAUAGCUUGCGUAAAAUCUUACAGUGCGAAGGCGGCGAAGAUGAGCAGAGCUUGAGGAAGGAGCUCGCAGAGCGCCUGAGAACGGAAACACUGGAAAGGCUGGAGUUUGGAAGCAGUGGAGCUUGCUUGGAUUUGCAAAAGACUCACCAUGCAGAAGCUUGGUGGAAGCUGCGGACUUACAUCCAGAAAGACUUUGUAGACGAGACGGUUGUUGUGGAGAUUAUUGGCGUGAUAAUAUUCAUGUUGAUGCUGCUAUUCUCUGUUGUUAGCUUGUUGAACUGGUUGGAGAACCAUUCGUGGUCGUUUCCCCUGACGCUUUUGUUUCUGCUCAUUUCUAUUCUCUUCUAUGUAUUAUGGCAAGUCUUUGAGGAGUGUGUGGCAAUUAACAUUCUAUGGGAGAGCGACAAUCGGAUACUAUCCGUGGCCACACUCAAGGCGAUGCGUUCUGCAUGUAGAUCCAAAGAUCCUCGGGUUAUGGAACGACAUGCGUCUCUGCUUCGAGCGAUGCAGAACAAAGUCGCUGUCUUCGACAACCGACAGGAGCUCUUCGGUUUAGCGGUCACCCGGAACCUACGAAACGGCUGGGUGCUCACAGCUUCUACUUUGAUGUUGUCUUUUGCAUUGCAGAUCGCAGAGCCUCUGAUUCUAAAUGGCCUUCUCCGACAGCAUCUUGAGGGAUUGCUGGACCUCAUCGAUGGCAUGUUCAACAACGCCGCGCUGAACCUCCUCUUCUGCGCGGCAUCGCCUGAGGUGGAGUUACGGCCGGUGCGUGGCAAGCUCAUCGUACCCAUCGCCACGGAGCACCCGCCGCGCCACGCACAAGCCUUCAAUGACGAAUUUGCGAUCCGUCUCUGGGAGUUCAGCCAAAAGCUCGUCACCGAAUCCUUGGCCAAGACUAAGAGCGAGUAG